Molecule: messenger RNA, 2344 nt
Organism: Jaculus jaculus (lesser Egyptian jerboa)
Lineage: Eukaryota; Metazoa; Chordata; Mammalia; Rodentia; Dipodidae
Gene: Asah2
Product: N-acylsphingosine amidohydrolase 2
Exons: 21
Coding region: 68-2344 (758 amino acids)
Biological process (GO): sphingosine biosynthetic process; long-chain fatty acid biosynthetic process; ceramide catabolic process
Cellular component (GO): extracellular region
Molecular function (GO): N-acylsphingosine amidohydrolase activity
Source: RefSeq, a predicted model, not a curated record
CAGGAUUCUGAAUGGUGGAUUCUUUCCUGGGAGGCAAAUGCUGUAGUGAUUUCUACAACCAGGAGAAAUGGCCAAGCGCACCUUCUCCAUGUUGGAGUCAUUUCUCAUUUUCCUCCUUGUUGUCAUGACUGCCAUCACAGUGGCCCUCCUCAGCCUCCUGUUCAUCACCAGUGGGACCAUUGAAAACAACAAAGAUUCAGGAAUUCAUGGAUUUUCAACCACCCAGGGCUCCAUGGCCACCCAAUCCUCUCCAGUGACUCUCAUUCCAGACCCUCCUUUUCCCAACAACUUCAGUGGCUACUAUAUUGGCGUUGGGCGAGCUGAUUGCACAGGACAAGUGGCAGAUAUUGCUUUGAUGGGCUAUGGAAAAUCUGGCCAGAAUGCACGGGGUCUUCUCACAAGACUGUACAGUCGGGCUUUCAUCGUGGCAGAGCCUGAUGGGUCAAGUAGAAUGGCGUUCAUCACCAUUGAGAUAGGCAUGGUUUCCCAAAGACUCAGGCUGGAGGUCCUAAACAGACUGAAGAGUAAAUAUGGCUCCCUGUACCGAAGAGACAACGUCAUCCUGAGUGGCACUCACACACACUCAGCUCCGGCAGGAUUUUUUCAGUAUACUCUAUUUGUACUUGCCAGUGAAGGAUUUAGCAAUCGAACCUUUGAGUACAUGGUCUCUGGUAUUGUGAAGAGCAUUGAGAUGGCACAUACAAAUAUGAAACCAGGCAAAAUCUUUAUCAACAAAGGAAAUGUUGCUGGAGUACAGAUCAACCGAAGCCCUUUUUCUUACCUUAAGAAUCCACCCUCUGAGAGAGCUAGGUAUUCUUCAAACACAGACAAGGAAAUGGUGGUCUUGAAAAUGGUGAACUUGAAUGGAGAGGACUUAGGCCUCGUCAGUUGGUUUGCCAUCCAUCCGGUCAGCAUGAACAACACCAAUCACCUUGUCAACAGUGACAACGUGGGCUAUGCAGCCUACCUUUUAGAGCAGGAGAAGAACAGAGGGCAUCUGCCUGGGCAGGGGCCAUUUGUAGCAGGUUUUGCGUCAUCCAACCUAGGAGACGUGUCCCCCAACAUUCUCGGUCCACACUGCGUCAACACAGGCGAAUCUUGUGACAAUCCCAAUAGCACUUGUCCCAUUGGUGGGUCUAGCAUGUGUAUAGCCCACGGACCUGGACAUGAUAUGCUAGACAGCACCCAAAUUAUUGGACGGAUGAUCUACCAGAAAGCAAAGGAGCUGUACACCUCUGCCUCCCAGGAGGUAAGUGGACCAGUGGCAGCUGCUCACCAGUGGGUGAACAUGACAGAUGUGACCGUCCAGGUUAAUGCCACGCAUGCAGUGAAAACGUGUAAACCAGCGCUGGGCUACAGUUUUGCUGCUGGCACAAUUGAUGGAGUUUCGGGCCUCAAUUUUACACAGGGAACAACAGAAGGAGACCCAUUUUGGGAUACCAUUCGAGAUCAGCUACUGGGCAGGCCAUCUGAAGAAAUUAAAGAAUGCCAUAAACCAAAGCCAAUCCUACUUCAUACUGGAGAGCUAACAAAACCUCAUCCUUGGCAUCCAGAUAUUGUUGAUGUUCAGAUUAUCACUAUUGGGUCACUGGCCAUAGCUGCUAUCCCUGGAGAAUUUACAACCAUGUCUGGACGAAGACUUCGAGAAGCAGUUAAAACAGAAUUUGCAUCGUAUGGGAUCAGAAAUAUGACUGUUGUUAUCUCGGGUCUAUGCAAUGUUUACUCACAUUACAUUACCACUUAUGAAGAAUACCAGGCUCAGCGGUAUGAGGCAGCAUCUACAAUUUAUGGACCACAUACUCUGUCUGCUUACAUCCAGCUCUUCAGAGCCCUUGCUAAGGCAAUUGCUACGGACACAGUAGCCAACAUGAGCAGUGGGCCAGAGCCUCCAUUUUUCAAACAAUUGAUCGCCCCAUUUAUUCUGAAUAUUGUUGAUAGAACACCAAUUGGCAAACAUUUUGGGGAUGUCCUGCAGCCACCAAGACCUAAAUACAGAGUGGGAGAAGUGGCUGCAGUUACAUUUGUAGGUGCUAACCCAAAGAAUUCAGCAGAAAACCAGACCCAUGUGACCUUCCUCACUGUGGAGAAAUAUGAGGACAGUACGGCUACUUGGAAGAUAAUGUAUAAUGAUGCUUCCUGGGAAACGAAGUUUUAUUGGCACAAAGGAUUGCUAGGUCGGAGCAAUGCAACGAUAGAAUGGCAUAUUCCAGAUACUGCUCAACCUGGAAUCUACAGAAUACGAUAUUUUGGACACAACCGGAAGCAGGAUCAGCUGCUGAAGCCAGCUGUCAUCCUUCCAUUUGAAGGCACUUCUUCUGCUUUUGAAGUUGUAACCACUUACUGA